Messenger RNA from Cryptotermes secundus, 1153 nucleotides. It is a transcript of the gene mRpS11, whose product is annotated as 28S ribosomal protein S11, mitochondrial. Gene Ontology annotation, molecular function: structural constituent of ribosome; mRNA 5'-UTR binding; small ribosomal subunit rRNA binding. NCBI's taxonomy places the organism in Eukaryota, Metazoa, Arthropoda, Insecta, Blattodea, Kalotermitidae. Gene Ontology annotation, cellular component: ribosome; mitochondrial small ribosomal subunit. The coding region runs from base 104 to 793 and encodes 229 amino acids. The record is from RefSeq and is a predicted model, not a curated record. The transcript is spliced from 5 exons. Gene Ontology annotation, biological process: maturation of SSU-rRNA from tricistronic rRNA transcript (SSU-rRNA, 5.8S rRNA, LSU-rRNA); translation; ribosomal small subunit assembly.
AUACGGUAGUGGUGUGAGUACCAAGGUCCUUUUGUGAUUUGCUGCGUCGUAGGUUUAGGUCGUUAUGGAGUAAGCGAGAUAUAAUUUGUUCAGUUUGACAAAAAUGGUGAAUAAAUUGCUGUCUUUCUAUAGUAAAUUUGUAAGUCGAAACACUUUGUUGAAUAUAGUUACUGAAAACUAUCGUGGGUCAGGUCGGUGUAAGCAUUUCGUAAGUAAGUGUGAGCCAUGUAGUCCUUUGGGUGGAAACGGAUGGAAGUUUCGAGAUUUUCAUGUAUAUGGCCCAUAUAAAAAGAAUGAAGAUCGUCGUGAAAUGUAUGCUUCAUUGCCAGCAAGAGAUGAGGGAACCGAUGGAGAAAAGGGAGUGGAUAUUGAUUCUGUUAUAAAGAGUCGAGAAGAUAUGUAUCCCGAUGAGAACACACCAACACGAUUAUUUAACGGCAUCCCAUUUCGUGAUGUCCCCAUAUGCAAUAUAAAGGCAUCGAAAAAUAAUACAGUCAUCACCGUGAGUGAUGCCAAAGGAGAUGUGAAGUUGUUAAGGUCAUGUGGAAUGGAAGGCUUUAAAAAUGCACGAAAAGGAACAAAUAUUGCAGCACAAGCAACAGCCAUCAGUUUCAGUACGAAAGCCCUGGAGUUUGGAUACAAAACAGUACGUGUGCGAGUACAGGGUCUUGGACCUGGCCGAAUGUCUGCCAUAAAAGGUCUUCAGAUGGGAGGUAUGGACAUAAUAUCUGUGACAGAUAGUACACCAGUAUCUUGGAAUCCUCCACGACCCCGAAAACGGAGGAAAUUGUGAGCACAGAACCAGUGAAUUGGCAUUACACAGUUCAUCAUUCUCAUCAAGUCUGGAUUGUAUCUGAACAGUAGCUGUUUUAGGGUCAUGUAAGGCAUGUAUAAUACACUAUCCACUCACUGUAUGGAAGACAUGCCAGAUCUGUAUAAAUGUUGUACUUUACCUAAUCAUAUUAAGGAUUCUUAUUUUUCUCGGUAUGUUUUAUAUGAUAAAGGUGAAACUAUCUGGUGCUUUGAUCUGGCACUGUAGCAAAUUUGUCUGAUGUCUCAUAUACAGAUUAAAUUGGCAUCAUACCCAUUAUUUAUUUAUAUAUACAUACAUAUACACACAUGGUCAUAUGUAAAAGUAAAGGUAUCCCUGUAA